AUGGCCUCGGUGAGGCGCCCCCUAUCUCUCGAAACUCGAGUCUUUAGGAUCCGAAGGGCGCAUGCGAACCAUUCGUAUGGUCGACAAUACAGUUCUCAACACGCCCGACAACUCCUUUCGCGUCUUGAGGCAGAUAUUACUUUGCCUCCAGGAUUCCUGGUUCCAGUUGCUUUACCGAGAGUACGGUUAUACGGUGAAGAUGUCGCGCCCCCAAACCAACACGCGACUGGCAAUACUGGUCAACGAGAUCUUGCGUCAGACCGAACUUUUAAAACCCGCGAAAAGGCCGAUUUGGGUCCAGAAGGGAGACAGCGUCUAAAACAAAGGCCCAAGAAAACUCCACGGAGCAUAUCAAAGGACAAGCCACGACCCCUAAGCAGACUUCGAGUGUCAUGGUCUCACGCAUGCCCCGGGGAAGAUUGCGUCGAGUCUCUCUGCGAUUUAGACGUUGAACCUACUUUGGAAGACACCAUGCCCUGUGCCUCAACUGGACUGAGCACAGGCGCUUUCCUUGAUUACGAAGUCCCAGAGCUUGGAUCCCAUGCUCUUCCAUCACUUCAACUGGUCGACACGCUUUAUACUUCUGCUUUGAACGCUGGUUUAGAUGAUUCAACCGUCCAGAAAAUCGUAACUGAAAUUCUUCCGCCCUCAUCAGGCGUUGCAUUUGGGAAAGAUGCUCGCGACCUUCUCAUAGAAUGCUGCGUCGAAUUCAUCACGCUCAUCUCGUCAGAGGCGAACGAGAUUUCAGAGAAAGAGGCCAAGAAGACCAUCGCAUGCGAACACAUCACGAAGGCAUUGGAACAGCUUGGAUUUAGCGAGUAUGUGGCCGACAUUUUAGAUGUGGCGAAUGAUCACAAGGAGCAGUUGAAGGGCCGCGAGAAGAAGGCGAAUAAACUUGAGCAGAGUGGACUCUCGACUGAGCAGCUGCUUGCAAUGCAAGAGGCUGCAUUUAAGGAGGCAGCUGAGAGACACGGCUGA
Pseudogymnoascus verrucosus is the source of this 978-nucleotide messenger RNA. It is a transcript of the gene NCB2, whose product is annotated as negative cofactor 2 transcription regulator complex subunit ncb2. Bases 1 to 978 code for a protein of 325 amino acids. Gene Ontology annotation, molecular function: TBP-class protein binding; core promoter sequence-specific DNA binding; general transcription initiation factor activity. The transcript is spliced from 3 exons. The record is from RefSeq and is a predicted model, not a curated record. Gene Ontology annotation, cellular component: negative cofactor 2 complex. Gene Ontology annotation, biological process: positive regulation of transcription by RNA polymerase II; chromatin remodeling; negative regulation of transcription by RNA polymerase II. NCBI's taxonomy places the organism in Eukaryota, Fungi, Ascomycota, Leotiomycetes, Thelebolales, Thelebolaceae.